This is a messenger RNA of Aspergillus melleus, 2826 nucleotides long. RefSeq names its product putative Rho GTPase activator (Sac7) (gene SAC7). Gene Ontology annotation, cellular component: cell cortex. The transcript has 3 exons. Gene Ontology annotation, biological process: regulation of fungal-type cell wall organization; activation of GTPase activity; signal transduction. Gene Ontology annotation, molecular function: GTPase activator activity. Lineage: Eukaryota; Fungi; Ascomycota; Eurotiomycetes; Eurotiales; Aspergillaceae. The record is from RefSeq and is a predicted model, not a curated record. The coding region runs from base 1 to 2826 and encodes 941 amino acids.
AUGGUCACCGGCAAGGGCGCGGAGCCGUUCCAUCACCUACCUCCGACAACCUCGCAGCACGGGUUCGCCGCAACCUCCCCGCCUUCCAAGCGUGACCUGGCAUCCUGGUGGAGGCAGUUCAAGAGAAACACUCGCAAGGAGGAACCGAAGGAACCUCAAGGUAUCUUCGGGAUCCCUCUCAACGUCAGCAUCAAGUACGCAAACGUCGCCAUCUCCCUUACCAACGAUAACGGCGAGAGUUUCAUCUACGGAUAUGUUCCCAUCGUGGUGGCGAAAUGUGGGGUUUUCUUGAAGGAAAAAGCUACGGAUGUGGAAGGGAUCUUUCGCCUCAGCGGAUCGGCCAAGCGCAUCAAGGAUUUGCAGGAAAUAUUCGACUCCCCCGAGCGAUACGGGAAGGGCCUGGACUGGACCGGGUAUACGGUUCACGAUGCUGCCAACGUCCUUCGUCGCUACCUGAAUCAACUCCCCGAGCCGAUCGUCCCGCUAGACUUCUACGAGCGCUUUCGCGAACCCUUGCGAGUUUACCAGAACCAUGUUCAGAAUAGCAACGGCGCUACGACGGAGUCAGAUCCCUUUGACCACGCGAAAGCCGUCACUUCCUACCAGCAGCUGAUCCGAGAGCUACCGCCGCUGAACAAGCAGCUGCUUUUGUAUAUCCUCGACCUCCUGGCAGUCUUCGCAUCCAAGUCGGACCAGAACCGGAUGACGUCGGCCAACCUUUCCGCCAUUUUCCAACCGGGCCUAUUGUCUCACCCCCAACACGACAUGGCGCCCGACGAAUACAAGCUGAGCCAGGAUGUAUUAAUCUUUCUGAUCGAAAACCAAGAUCACUUCCUGUUCGGCAUGAACGGCACCGCCGCGGAUGAGCAGACGGUGAAGGAAGUAGAGGGCGGAAUGGCGCAUCGCACGGCGACUACCACUUCCAACAUCCGCCGUUCGGUCUCCAGCGCAAGUGGCGGGGGUGAAAGCUUCCGCAAAUACGGCAGUCUUCGUCGCAACGUGUCGGUGUCGUCGAAAAAUUCCCGACAAUCUAAUCACGCACAGGGUCCUACAACCCCAACUUCUUUGGGCGCCGUCGGGGUCCACCGCAGUAACACGCUACCGUCUAAAAUGUCGCCGGCUAUGAGGUAUGGCCGGGUGACGGAAGCGACCGGACUGAAUUCGUCGGAGCGUACAUCUGCACAACACUCGCGGUCCUCGAGCGUCACACCGUCCGCACGGGAGGACCAUCCGCAAGCGUCUGUGCCACCGCAGCCUACACCACCGCAGCAACCCCCCGUCACAACCACGCCUACGCCAGGGGUUGGGUCGCCGACCGGGCUCGUUUAUGUCCAUACGUCCACCCACGGUCCAAUUCCCAAGGUGAUUCCCGUGCAACCGUCUGUGCCAGAAGCGUCCGCGGUUCAGACUGAACAACCAGCCCAACCUGUUGCUCAGACGGAGAGGCUGGUUGGACCUGCUGCUCCUCCUGCUCCUGUUGCUGCUCCUCCCGCUCCCUCUCCCGCUCGCGCUCGCGCUCCCCUCCCCGCUUCUUUGAUUGCUGGCCCCGCCCCCCCUGUCGCAGCUGCUCCGGCUCCGGCUCCAGCUCCAGCACCUGCACCAGUCACUUCUGCUCUGCACGAGUCCUUAUCUCCCCCGUCUUCCCCUCCCCAGACCGCUGUCACGCCCACCCGAGAACGCAAAAUAUCUAACAUCUUCUCCAAAUCGCCGCCUUCGAGUAGUGAUUUGAAGGAGCCACCGCGGCAGCCCAACCGCCUAAAGAAGAAGCGAAUUCCCGGAAGUGCCAGCGAAAGCGCCCAAAGCUCGUCUCAAUCUCUACAGGCAGCCACCUCGGACCCGACGACCGUCAAUUCUCCCCCUCAAGCCGGUCGGCCGGUAGAUGCCAGCCCCGACGCCGGGGGUGCCACGCCAAGACCUCCCAACGCCGCGAGCUUUGACGACCUGGCCUUGAGGCAGGAGAAAACGGCUGUGCAGCAUGAGAACGGACAACAACAGGUCCCAGCCGCCAGUAGUGGCGAUACGACGCUGCGACCGUACGGGUCGCGGACCCCGUCGAUGAACUCGCGCUCGUCAUUCACGGACGUGUCCGAUAUCGAUCAAAUCGACGAGGCGUCCAAGGCGGAGCGGAAAGAGCAUCGUCGGAGCUGGCGAUUCCCCCGCUCGUCCAAGCGUAGCAACGAGCAGAUGGGACUGGGUCUUGGCUCGCCGCCCCUGAUGGCCUCAACUCCCGGGGCGGAUCGCAGUACCAGCUCGAUCGGGAGCUGGCACCAUUCCAGCCGCAGUUCUCCGUCGGAUCUCCAGCACUUCGCCAACGACCCCUCUUACCAACCCUUGAGUUUGGACGCCGAAGUCAGCAACAGUGGCAAGGAUUCAGGGAAUUCGGAGCCAGAGAGGCGCAGUCUCUUUGGCAAGUUUAAAGCCAAGGUCGCACAGGUCCGGGAUGAAGUAAAGCACUCCUCGGAGCGUGAACGCACACGAAGUCCCCCGGUUCAGUCCGACCCUGAAAAGUCUGCAUCUAGUCAGACGCUGUCGCCCGCUGGCAAAGACAGUCUACCCAACCGCCCCGCUCCGAUCGAGGUUGUGAAAGAACCCAUCCCGCAACCCUACACCAGUACUCCCACUUCACCGAUGCCUCCAGGACUUCCCCCGGCGAUUCCUGAGGAGCCCCGCACCCCUGAAAGCCCCGUGGCGACCUUGGCAUCCCCGGAGCCCAAACAAGAGAAUGGGACGACCGAGAAAACGCAGACUGCGGGGCCGGACACUCUGCCAACCUUUGAGUCUCACAAGGGCGAUGACAGCGAGACGUCCCAUUUUCUGGGAAAUUAG